This is a messenger RNA of Rattus rattus (black rat), 2196 nucleotides long. RefSeq names its product abhydrolase domain containing 6, acylglycerol lipase (gene Abhd6). The record is from RefSeq and is a predicted model, not a curated record. Gene Ontology annotation, molecular function: catalytic activity. NCBI's taxonomy places the organism in Eukaryota, Metazoa, Chordata, Mammalia, Rodentia, Muridae. Bases 50 to 1063 code for a protein of 337 amino acids. The transcript has 9 exons.
UUUUAAUGUCCUUAUCUCAUUAAGGUGUCGACAAGCCUCAAGGAGCAGGAUGGAUCUCGAUGUGGUUAACAUGUUUGUGAUUGCGGGUGGGACCCUGGCCAUUCCAAUCCUGGCCUUCGUAGCUUCUUUCCUCCUGUGGCCCUCGGCGCUGAUAAGAAUCUAUUAUUGGUACUGGCGGAGGACGCUGGGCAUGCAGGUCCGCUACGUGCACCACGAGGACUAUCAGUUCUGUUACUCCUUCCGGGGCAGGCCAGGACACAAGCCGUCCGUCCUUAUGCUCCACGGGUUCUCCGCACACAAGGACAUGUGGCUCAGCGUGGUCAAGUUCCUUCCGAAGAACCUGCACUUGGUCUGUGUGGACAUGCCUGGACAUGAAGGGACCACCCGUUCCUCCCUGGAUGACCUGUCCAUAGUUGGGCAAGUGAAAAGGAUACAUCAGUUUGUAGAAUGCCUUAAGCUGAACAAAAAGCCCUUUCACCUUAUAGGCACCUCCAUGGGUGGCAACGUGGCUGGAGUAUACGCUGCUUACUAUCCAUCUGACGUCUGCAGCCUGUCUCUCGUGUGCCCUGCUGGCCUGCAGUAUUCAACUGACAAUCGGUUUGUACAACGGCUCAAAGAGCUGGAGGACUCAGCCGCCACGCAGAAGAUCCCUUUGAUCCCAUCCACCCCGGAAGAGAUGAGCGAGAUGCUGCAGCUCUGCUCGUACGUCCGCUUCAAGGUGCCCCAGCAGAUCCUUCAAGGUCUUGUUGACGUUCGCAUCCCUCACAACAGCUUCUAUCGGAAAUUGUUUUUGGAAAUCGUCAGUGAGAAAUCCAGAUACUCUCUGCAUGAGAACAUGGACAAGAUCAAGGUCCCAACACAGAUCAUUUGGGGAAAACAAGACCAGGUGCUUGAUGUGUCGGGGGCAGACAUAUUAGCCAAGUCCAUCACCAACUCCCAGGUAGAGGUUCUGGAAAACUGUGGCCAUUCAGUGGUGAUGGAGAGACCGAGGAAGACAGCCAAGCUCAUCGUCGACUUUUUAGCCUCUGUGCACAACCCAGACAACAACAAGAAGCUGAACUGAGGCCGCUGCCACAGCCUGCAUUGUUGCACACAGCGUCUGCUCCCAUCCCCAAAACCUGACACAGUAACCGCUCUCAGGGAUCCUGCCCCAAAUGCUGUCGGAGCACCAACGUCCCUGAGGAAACCAGUUGCCUAUCCCAGUAUCCUUGGUUCCAUAGAGCAUCAGGGGCCGCAAGGAACUCUCCAAGAUCCUUUUUUUCAAAAUAGAAACCUAAAUGGGAAAAAAGACAACGACAAACCACACCUAGCCAUGAAGCCUACCAGAGUCUUCACGCCACUGGCAAGCCAGUGCUAAGCAGCCACCCUGGACCGUUAUCUCCAAGGACACUUUCUUUAAGACAUUCCUCACACAUUAAACUUGAUCUCUUUUUGUUGUUGUUACUUCAGAUGUAUCCCCCUGCAUGGCCAGUGGCCUUCUCUACAGGAGCUUUAGUCAUUCACUGAAAACUCUUAUUUAGAUGUAAUUCAAGUUUUACAUAGAGGCCCAAGUGUGAAUGCAUUAACCACAAGGCUGGGAAAGAGACAGCGAACUGUGGAAGAGGUUUCUGCCUCGAGGUCUAAUACACAGGAGGAUGAGGCAGAAGGAUCCAAGAUCAAGACCUGUUAGAGGUACAGAGCGAGUUCAAGGCCAGCCUGAGCUACUGACUGGAAGAAGAAAAGAGAAAAUGUUUCUACCUUUUUUUUUUUUUUUUUUUAAUGUAGAAAUCAACGUGAGGGGGCAGUGCUCCCCCUCAGUCAGCCCUAGAAACCAGCCAAGCCGCAGAACAUGCAGACUGAUAUCGAGUUUGGACACCCACAGAUCAGAUACAUCUGACCGACCACAGGGAAGAGCGCCUGACCGAGUGGGUUCCCUAGGAGUGAUUUACAAUUUAUUAAUAGGACUAAUAAAGCAAUAAUGUUCUAGACUUCCAUCUGGUCGGCCGGGAGGCCCAUCACCAAGCAGCUCGUUGGCAUCCUUUCAAUGAUGCUGUUCUACUGAAAACCCUCGGAAGUAAAAUACCAGCUCGUUAAUGAAUUCUGUGAAUUCCGUGAAACAAUACUGUGUGUGAUUGAAAGAAAAAAAAAUGAGUCCAAACAGCUGUAAAAGAGACCACAAUAAUGUGAAAUAAAUUUACUAAGUCUAGGCUGGCAACA